AUGACCUAUUCGGAUGAAGAAGAAAUCUGCAAUUUAUGUUGUCGUUUAUUAAAUAAAAUUGUUAAAAGACAACGUGAUCUUUAUGUAUCAUUCUUAGUUCGUUUCUUUGAUUUAUGUCGAUUUUGGUUACAAUCCAAUGAAACAUCAAUUCAUGAUAGUUAUUAUGUCAUUUUAUCUUGUUUACCAGUUAAUAUUCUAACAAGUAAAUUAUCAACACAUGGUACAUUAUUAUCAUCGAAAAAUGAUUAUUCUGGUUUUGCUGGUAUCGUUAAACGAAAUCAUAUGAAUACUCUAUACUUGGGAACAUUUAAAGCGCAUUGUUUUAGUUUAAUAUUAGGUUAUGUACUUGUUAAUCAUGAAAUGCCUUAUGAACAAUUACCAAAUUUUGGAAAUGAUACCUUGUUUUGGGCUAUAUGGGAAUGUGCACAAUUUUGUGUUAUGAAUAAAUUGAAAACACUACUUGAAAAACCACAAGAAACAUUUCUAGCACUCGAAGUCAAAAAAUAUCUUAGAGAACUUGAUUAUUUAGAAACGUUACGUUUUUUUGCUUGGCCAAUUGAUAACACUGCGAAAAAAAUGGAAGCAUCUUCACCAGAACAAACAAAUCGUUCAUCAACACCAUCAUCAACAGUAAAUCCUCCAAUAACCUUAUCAUCAUCCGGUGAAGUAAAUGUUUCAACAGAUAAAGCACUUGAAAAAUGUAUGUACAAUGCAUAUGAAGGAGCAGCUCUUUCACUUCCACAAUUACGUAAAUCAUGGGUACAAGCUUGUGAACAUGAAGCUGCUGGAAAUAUUGAACAAGCAGCUUAUGAAUAUAAAUUAUUAUUAAAUGAACAUUUUAAAAGUCUAUCGAUAGUUAAUGAAACAAAAGAAGAUAGCAUAUCAGUUGGACUUGUAAAAUUUUUAACUCGAAAAGUUUAUGAUUGUUAUUUAAGUCUUCAUUGA
This is a messenger RNA of Rotaria socialis, 945 nucleotides long. The record is from the annotation of a GenBank genome assembly. Lineage: Eukaryota; Metazoa; Rotifera; Eurotatoria; Philodinida; Philodinidae.